AUGCCUAAGUCGGAGAGAAUCCCCGCUCCAUUCCCGUGGGCCAGCGAGUACCGCGCCCAUGUCCACUCGCUCGACUACCUCUGGAGCUCGGCCAUCACUCGCAUCCGCGGCGAGGUGAUCUGCAAGCGCUGCGACGGCUCCCAGAUGGUGGACCUCGACGUCCGGGACGCCUUCAUGCAGGUAAACAACUAUUUCAUCAGCUACCGCGACUCCAUGCACGACCGCGCUCCCAAGUGCUGGACGUCCCCCCGGCUGCUCGACUGCUCGCUGUGCCGCCAGUGCGACUGCGUCAAGCCCGUCAUCGACGCCAAGAAGCGCAACAUCAACUGGCUCUUCCUGCUGCUCACCCAGACGCUCGGCCUCUGCACGCUCGACCAGCUCAAGUACUUCUGCAAGCACACCCGCCGCCACCGCACCGGGGCCAAGGACCGGGUUCUCUAUCUCACGUACGUUGGCCUUCUCAAGCAGCUCAAUCCCAACGGGCCUUACGACUGA
Selaginella moellendorffii is the source of this 495-nucleotide messenger RNA. RefSeq lists its product as uncharacterized. Lineage: Eukaryota; Viridiplantae; Streptophyta; Lycopodiopsida; Selaginellales; Selaginellaceae. The record is from RefSeq and is a predicted model, not a curated record. The transcript has a single exon. Bases 1 to 495 code for a protein of 164 amino acids.